AGGCCGCACGCGCAGACGAGCCGGCGGAGGCACAUACUCUGUUUCCGGGGAAUAGCGGCGACGUCGUCGGCGCCGGCGACGCAGCGAGCGGAGCGACGGCGACUCCGUGGCCAGAUUAGGCCAUGUCGUCCACGUUCGCCGGUGUAUCCGUCCUGGCCGGCGGCGAGCUGUGCCCUUCCACAGAGUCGUCCGUCGUCACCAGCACGGACUGGGGGUACCACCUGCUUGUGGUCCAAGACUACUCGCGUACCAAGCAAGCCACUCCCACCGGCGAGUGGAUCAGCUCUCGUCCUUUCAUGGUAGGAGGCCAUGAAUGGAGCAUCGACUACUAUCCUAACGGCUACACGAAGAGUUGUGCCGACUUCAUUUCUCUAUUUGUUAACCUUCUCGACGAGGAUGCCGAAGAGCCUGUGAAGGCGAAGUUCAAUGUCAGUUUCAUCGACGAGGCGGAGAAGCACAAGCCAAUGUACAUUUCGGAAACUGAAACAUUCGACUUCCGCUCUGAGUCCAUGCUGGGCUACAACAUGUUCAUGGAAAAAGAUGUCCUUGAACAAUCAUCGCAUCUAAUGAAUGAUUGUUUUACCAUCCGGUGUGACAUCAUGGUAUUCAGCUCCAAGGAUGCCGGUGGCGAUAAGGUGCCCCUGCCUGAAAUAGACCAACAUUUAAACAAUCUCCUUCAAACUAAGGUGGGUGCUGAUGUGACAUUCGAGGUCAGCGGCGAGAUGUUCGCUGCGCACCGAUGUGUGCUUGCAGCCCGGUCUAAAGUCUUCAUGGCACAGCUCUUUGGCCCCAUGAAGGAGGGCACUACUACAUCCUGUGUCAUACAGAUCAAAGACAUGGAAGCAAAAGUGUUCAGGGCUCUGCUUAGCUUCAUCUACACAGACUCACUCCCUAAGAUGGAGGAGGACGAAACAGAUGCUGUGGAAGAAGGAGAAGAAGAGGAAGGAACAGAGGAUGAAAUGUCAGAAGUUGCGGAACAAGGACAAAGAGCGAAACCACCAGAGACUGUGCAAUGGCUGCAAGGCUUGCUUGUAGCCGCAGACAGAUAUGAUCUCCAACGGCUCAGGUUUAUCUGCGAAAGGCAGUUGUCCUUGCGCAUAGGUGUGAGCUCGGUGGCGUCUACUCUUGCUCUAGCUGAGCAGCACCACUGCCGCCCAUUGAAGGCGGCAUGCUUGAAGUUUAUCCAAGCCCAAUCUCCGUCGUGUUUGCAGAUAGUAAUGGCGACCGAUGGCUGGGAGCACUUAAUUACGACCUAUCCCUUUGUUUUGAACGAGCUCUUUGCCAUGGUUGCUUUGAACCAGAAGUAACACUUCAUAUGGUAUGCAUGUUCCUUGGAUCGGUAAUGACACUUGUGCAUAUAUGGGAUUCUCUAGAGAUCGUAGUAUGUCUGUCUUGCUUUUGCCUCGUCAUUUAAUUUGCCUAUCUGCUGAAUCGGACAAAUCCAACAUAUGGGCAAAUUGUCUCCUCAUGGUCUGUAAAAUGGGGAGAACUCCCAGUGCAGAUCGUUGUCUAUAUAUUGAUGUCAGUUUGCAAGAAAGCAG
Molecule: messenger RNA, 1541 nt
Organism: Triticum aestivum (bread wheat)
Lineage: Eukaryota; Viridiplantae; Streptophyta; Magnoliopsida; Poales; Poaceae
Product: BTB/POZ and MATH domain-containing protein 2-like
Exons: 2
Coding region: 123-1307 (394 amino acids)
Biological process (GO): protein ubiquitination
Molecular function (GO): protein binding
Source: RefSeq, a predicted model, not a curated record